Trichoplusia ni (cabbage looper) is the source of this 3633-nucleotide messenger RNA. RefSeq lists its product as uncharacterized. The record is from RefSeq and is a predicted model, not a curated record. Gene Ontology annotation, molecular function: nucleic acid binding. NCBI's taxonomy places the organism in Eukaryota, Metazoa, Arthropoda, Insecta, Lepidoptera, Noctuidae. Gene Ontology annotation, biological process: DNA integration. The coding region runs from base 1 to 3633 and encodes 1210 amino acids. The transcript is spliced from 3 exons.
AUGGCGGUCGGUAAAAUCGGCCCAUUUGAUGUGUCGAAAGACAAUUGGGACACGUACGUGGAUCGUCUGGAUCAGUACUUUAUUGCCAAUAAUGUGAAAAUGAAACCAGCCACAAAAACCUAUGACGAACUGGUAGCGGUGAUGAAAGGACACUUAAAUCCUAAGCCGAGCAUGCUCGCUGAAAGAUUCAAAUUUCGUCAACGGAUUCAGAAACCAGGUGAAAAUGUAGCAACUUACUUCUCGGAACUCAAGAGAUUAAGCAAAGAUUGUUCUUUUACGGCGGAAAGUUUGAAGGAAAAUAUGAGGGACCAGUUUGUGUGUGGAUUAGUAAACGACGACAUCCGGCAAAAGUUGUUCACCGAAGAAGAUGGCAUCAGUAUCGACAAAGCGUACAGGUUGGCCUUAGCUAUGGAGGCGGCGGAGACGAACGCGGCGUUAGUGGAAGACGGUACGAGAAGAGGGAUCGGCGGCAGUGCAGCGGAGACGGCAUCUGUAACCGUGCAUAAAGUCGGGCAGGACGGCGGUAACGGAAAGCGCGGAGCGUUUAGAGGUGGCGGUGGCGGCUAUCGGCCGGCCGCAGGGCGGAACACUCGCUCGGCGCAUAACUCUCGGCGAUCAGGCAGCGGCGGUCCAACUAUUGCAAGCGGAGCUGAUUACAACUUGCCUCAAGCGGGCACUCAAAAGGAGGCAUGCAAUGUUUGCGGAGGCAAGCACGACGCGGACACAUGUAAAUUCAAAAAAUAUGUGUGUCGAGUUUGCAUGCAGGAGGGGCAUUUAAGGAGGAUGUGCCCAAAGCUGGGCAAGAAUAAUUUCGUGUACAAUUGGAGAGAGGGCGGUGCCUACAAGUCUUCGGAUAGCGAAAGUGACGAGGUAAUAGUACCCAUCCAUCGUUUAUCACUUCAGCAAUGUACACCUAUAUUAAUGUUGUUAAAUGUACACGGCUUAAAAUUGAAAAUGGAGUGUGAUACCGGUAGUGCAAUCUCGUGCAUUAAUUACCAACUGUAUAAAAAACAUUUUUCCAGUUUGCAUAUUAAACCGACAAAUUUGGUCCUAAGGUAUUACACGGGCGAACUGGUUAACCCAGUGGGUGUUAUAAGACCAUUGGUAGAGUAUAAUAAGAUUAAAAAAAUAUUGGAUCUGUAUGUUAUUGACAAGGGAAAUACAGUUUUGUUAGGUAGACAGUGGAUGGCAGAGCUCAAUAUAACAGUGUCAGCUUUGCAGUAUAAUACCGUUAAUAAUAAUGAGAAUUUAGAUCAGAGUUUUAAUUUCGCGGAAUUUAGUUCCAGAUACUGUGAGGUGUUUGCAGAUGGUUUGGGACGAUUCACGGGGGGUCGAGUCAGCAUCCACGUUCGAGAGGGGGCGCGGCCGGUGUUUAUGCGCGCACGGCCGCUGGCGUACGCACUACGCGAGCCGGUUGAGCGCGCGCUGGAGCAGCUGGUGCGCGACGACAUCCUCACUCCCGUCAGCCACUCAGACUGGGCUGCACCAAUCGUUCCGGUUGUGAAGAAAGAUGGGACGAUUAGAAUCUGUGCUGAUUUUAAACUAAGCUUAAACAAAGUUUUGGAGGUCGACCGUUAUCCGUUACCUAAGGUAGAAGAUCUUUUGUCUCGGUUGCACGGAGGCGAAAGGUUUAGUAAAGUCGAUUUGUCACAGGCGUACGCCCAAUUUGAGCUGGAUGAUACAAGGAAAUAUGCUGUUAUAAACACACACAAAGGGCUUUACAUGUACAAACGGCUAGUGUAUGGGUUGUCGUCGAGCCCAGGAGUAUUCCAGAGGCGGUUAGAGCAAUUGUUUGCUGAUAUACCACGUGUGGGAGUGUUUUUAGAUGAUAUUAUUAUAACAGGAAAAGACACACGGCAACACUUAGAUAAUCUACAUAAAGUUUUUGAACGCCUUAAGUCCAGUGGCUUAAAAGUAAGAAAAGAAAAAUGUUCGUUCUUUGUGGAGUCUCUUGAAUAUUUAGGGUAUGUUAUAAGUAAGGAAGGUGUUCACACAUGCAAAGAUAAAGUAGAAGCAAUUGUUAAAACGCCGAUACCAAGGAACGUAUCUGAGUUGAGGGCUUUCAUUGGAAUGGUUAUGUAUUACGGUAAAUUUAUAAAAAAUGUUAGUUCGAUUCUUACGCCGUUAUAUAAUUUGUUGCGUGCGGGGGUGAAGUACGAAUGGAGCGACGGGUGCGAGGAAGCCUUUGCGCGGGUUAAACGGGCGCUGAGCACGAGUGAAGUGCUUGUGCAUUACUCACUGGACCUGCCGCUGGUGUUGACGGCAGACGCGAGUGCCACAGGAAUCGGCGCCGUCAUCUCACACAUCACGCCGGAAGGCGAGCGGCCCAUCGCGUACGCGUCACGGACGCUUAAUUCCGCGGAAAGAUCGUAUGCGCAAAUAGACAGGGAGGCGUUAGCAAUUAUAUACGGGGUUAGGAAAUUCCAUCAGUACUUGUACGGUAGAAAGUUUACUUUAAGAACAGAUCAUAAACCCUUGACGUACAUUUUUGGUAAUAAAGUAGGUAUUCCGGUUAUGGCAGCGUCCAGAUUACAAAGGUGGGCAAUUAUAUUAUCGGGUUAUUCGUAUAAUAUAGAAUACGUGGCGUCCGCCAAAAACUGUGCCGACGCAUUGUCGCGUCUACCGACACCAUCAUCAGAUAAGAAUAAAAUCGGUUGUGAAUAUACCUAUUUAAAUUUUGCGGGAAGUUUUUUGCCAGUGACGAAUGAUGAUGUACGAGGAGCAACAGCGCGGGAUCGAGUGCUUAGCAGGGUGAUGGUUAGUGUGCAGUCGGGGUGGCCGUCGCAUUGCGCGGAUGAAGUGAUUAAACCGUACUUUAAUAGGCGACACGAAUUAUAUGUUGAACGCGGUUGUAUUAUGUGGGGUUACAGAGUGGUAAUUCCGCCCACUCUUAGGAACACAAUUCUGAAGGAGCUUCAUGUUAGUCAUAUGGGCAUAGUUAAGACCAAGUCGAUGGCUCGAAGUUUUGUAUGGUGGCCCAAUAUAGACACAGACAUCGAAUCAACGUGCCGCUCAUGCGAAACAUGUGCGAUGGAAGCAACUGCGCCGCCGCAGGCUGCUCCACGUAGUUGGCCAUAUAUAACCCAGCCGUGGAGUAGAUUACAUAUAGAUUUCCUAGGACCAUAUCGGGGAAAAACAUUUUUCGUAAUCAUCGAUUCCAGCACAAAGUGGAUUGAAGUUUUUGAGAUGAAUAAAACAAACGCCAAGGCGGUCGUUAAGGUUAUGAGGUCGUUAUUUGCUCGAUUCGGUUUGCCGUUGGAAAUAGUUUCAGACCAAGGGCCGCCAUUUACUAGUGCAGAGUUAGGGGAGUUCUUAAGAUUGAACGGCAUCAAGCAGUCAUUUUCGCCAGUAUAUCAUCCAGCAUCGAAUGGGGCAGCAGAAAAUGCUGUGAAGCUAUCAGCAGCAACAGCUAUCCCGAGGAUAUCGAACGCAAAGGUUGGCGAGGGGGCGGGGAGUGGUGAAGCAGGAAGCGAGGACUUAGUAGUGAGUGACGUACCGGAGGAAACAGCUAGUAAGACCUCGCCGGGCCGUGAUACGCCGCCGCUGGCAACUGAUAGCAAUGUUGCGAGCUCCGUGAGUCGUCCCACCCGCGUUCGCAGGAAACCAAUCAGAUAUGGGUUCGAGUUUGAUUAG